UCCCCGGGGCCGCCUCACGGCCUCUCGCUGCUGUUUACUGAGCUCUUGUCCUGAUAUCACUCCGCUGGCAUGGAGGAGGAGGAGGAAGCAGUGAGAGAAGGAGGAGGAGAGUACUUGAUCAUUGUGAUGGUGGCAGGAGGAGCAAAGUAACAGAAGCAGCAACAUUAGCAGGCUCUGCUCUCUCUGCUCCCUCCAGCAGCCUCCACUGCUCUACUUUUUGCAACUGCUCUGGCUAUUCAGUUGAGUGGCUCUCCCCCUACCAAGCUCUCCCCCUACCAAGCUCUCCCCCUCCUCCUCCUCACUCAGGAUUUAUGUAGAAAGAGAUACUUUCAUUUUUAUUGGUUCUUCUGCAUACUGUUUUAUUUUUUUUAUAACUCUACCCUGUUUUAAAAAUGCAAGAGAGCCACAAAAAGUACUUUGGACGCUUUGCUGCCCACACAAGUAAACUUUUUUUCCUUGCUCUGUGGAAGGGGGAAUCCAGUGGGAAAGCGGCAGUCAGUGUGCUAGUGGCAGUCAGAGUGCCAGUGCUGUGAGUGAGUGAGGGGGAGUGUGUGUGACACAGAGACAGCGUGUGGUGCUGCUGUAUGAAUAUAUGUGUGUUGUACUUAUGGAGCACAAGUGUGUGAAAGUGACAAGAAUGUGUGGCCAUUAAUUGACUGGACCUUCUGCUCCUUUCUGGGGAUUUAUGAGACACAUUGGAUUAUAGAGACAGAAGACGAGAAGAGAUCUCCUGAUAUACCAGCCCUCCUUCUCUAGUGCAAUAUCUGGCUUUUUCUUUUCUUUUUUUUCUUUUUUCCCCAUAAGAAUGGGCGACCCCCGCUCUCCUCCCUGGGGGCUGUGUUUGAGCUAAGGUGAUGCACUGCCCCGGUGCCCGGCUACAAAUACAUGAUCCAUGCUCUUACAACUGGCUGCCAGCAAGCCUGGCCGACCCACUGACACCUAGAACAGGCACGCAGCACAACUUACUGCCUACUGACCGGUGCCGCCAAUAACUUACCUGGAGGAAAAUAAAAACCCCAGCCACAGAGUAACGUGGGCACAGAGACACUGGUGCUGGGGAAAAGCAGUUUCUGAGGGACGGCAAACUUAUUUCCAAAAUAGUGUGCACGGGGACCGGCAUGGGGGAUUUUGCAGCCCCCGCUACCUCUAAUGGUAGCAGCCUGUGUAUCAGCACUGCCCUGGGCAGCGGCACAGCCGGUACCAUCGGCGGGGUUGGAAGUCACAGUAAUAAUAACCCCCCUCCCAGCACUAUUGGCCCCAACGCAGCGAACAAUGGGAGCAACGCGAGCAUUCCUAAGCACAGCACUGUGGUAGAGAGGCUCCGGCAAAGGAUAGAGGGCUGCAGGAGGCACCAUGUCAGCUGUGAGAGCAGGUACCAACAAGCCCAGGCCGAGCAACUGGACAUGGAGAGAAGGGACACGGUGAAUCUUUACCACAGGAGCCUGGAGCAAAGAAGCAAGAAGUCAAACGGCGGCAGCCAAGGAGGUGCGUCUGCAGGAGCAGCUGCAGGGUCUGCCUCUGGAGGAGCUGGUGGCAACAAGCAUCACCACCACCAACAGCAGCAACACCAACAGCAGCAGCAGCACCAACAGCAGCAGCAGCAAGAUGCAGAGACAGUGGGCAGCAACACUAGCACAGCUGAGCAGCGCAAUCACACUCUGAUCAUGCUGCAAGAAGCUGUCCAAAGGAAGCUUGAUGGUGCACGAUCACCCCAAAAUGGAGAACAGCAAAAUGGGGUUUGUGAUGGGAGAUUCUCUCCAUCUGCUAAACGUCGAAGGAAGGAGUUGCCUGGAAUGGACACACUUAAUACUCUUUCCAACAUGCCACUACCUUCAGUCUCUCCUCUUCACCAGCUCGAUAUCAAGCCUCAUGUACAGAACAGCGGGAUUCAUUCUGUUGGCUUGGAUGAUAUAAGUAAGAAUGGUGGGCAACAAGAUAUAAAACUUGCAUUGAAUGGUUCCAAUGAUCUGGAGGAAAGUCUCAAUAUACUCCAAGACAAAGACAUGAAGCAAGAACCUCUAGAUGAUGUUUCUGUAAUAGACACCUCAGAAACAUGUCUUUCUAACCAAAACAAACUUUUCUCUGACAUCAACUUAAAUGACCAGGAAUGGCAAGAGUUGAUAGAUGAGCUUGCAAACACGGUUCCAGAAGACGAUAUACAAGACUUGUUCAAUGAAGACUUUGAGGAGAAAAAGGAACUUGAUUUUCCCAGGCCUUCUGCCCAAACCCCACUUCCACAAGAAAGUGCCAGUGUAAAGAGUGAUCCAUCUCACUCUCCCUUUCCCAGUGUUCCAAUAGGCUCUCCUCAGGUGAGGCCAUCUUCAUCUGGUCCUUCUUUUUCUAAUGUGUCUUCUGUAUCUAGCAUACCUUCUGUUUCUAGUGCCCCAUCCACCUUAAUGCUUGCUGGCUCACCAGCAAGUUGUGUUGUUCAAUCUCCACAAACCCCUACACAACCCCAUACUCCUGGUCAGCCAUCAACAAGACCUGGGAAUGGUUAUGCUAUGAACCCCUCUUCUAAUUCAGGGAGCGGGUCUGUAAACCUUCCAAGUGCUGAUUUAUCUCCAGCUGAACAACUAAAACAAAUGGCAGCACAACAGCAGCAGAGAGCAAAACUGAUACAACAAAAACAGCACACAAACCAGCCUUCCAACUGGUCACCUGUUGGGCCUCCAUCUAGUCCAUAUGGAGGGGCAUAUGGAACAGAAAAACCAAACAGCCCUAUGAUGUACCCCCAAGUGUUUAACAAUCAAACUCCAGUUGUUUCUCCAAUGACGAACAAUCCUCCGAAAACCACCAUGAACAACUACCUCCCUCAAAGCCACAUGAACAUGGCAAACCAGCAGACAAACAAUCUGGGUACAAAUUCAAUUAGCAAGCCUUCUAAUAUGCUUAGUUAUGGUAAUACAAAACCACUGUCACAUUUUUGUUCUGAGAUGAGUCAAAGGAUGACUCCCCCUCUAGCCGGCCAAAACAAGAACUCCCUGAUACCAUACAUGCAACAUCAGCCGCCAAUUCCACAACAGAUAAGCCAUUUAAGUGAGGAGCAGAAACGUUUGCUUAUUAUGAAGCAGAAGGGGCUCAUGAACCAAUCAAUGGGAUAUCCUUCUCUUUCAGCACAUGCACAGGAACAGAAUGCAAUUGGGAUAUCAAGGCCGUCGGGUCCCAUGCAGCAGUCUGGUGCCACCCCUGGGGGUCCAGGAUUCAUGCCCAACCAGCCACAAGCUGCCAUGAUGAAGCAGAUGCUUAUAGAGCAAAGAGCCCAGCUCAUGGAGCAACAGAAGCAGCAGUUUCUCAGGGAGCAGAGACAGCAGCAACAGCAAAUACUGGCUGAGCAGCAGCAGAUGCAGCAGCCUCACAUGAACAGACAGCACCUCCAGCAGCAGCAGCAGCGCAAUCCAUACACAGUGCAGCAAGUCAAUCAGUUCCCAGGUGAUAUAGCAAGAAACCAAGCAGCUCUUCAGAAUAUGCGAACAUCACGGAUGAUGGCCCAAAGUACAGGAAUGCUACCCAUGGGCCCAUCCCAAAACCCAGGAGCUGCUUCAUCUCUACAACCUGAGAUGGGCAUGGCACCCUACAGCAACACAUCAAAUAACCAACCAGCAAUGUACAACAUGAAUACGGGGGUAAACCAAAUGAUGCAGCACCCAAACCAAAACAGCAUAAAUAUGGGUCACAGUGCAAUGCAAGGUCCAAGACAGCCUUCUUCUGGACAGCCAUUGGGGCUUGUGGGGGGUUUUGGACAAAACAUGCUUGUUAAUCCUGUUAUGUCUCAGCAACAUCAGCAAAUGAAAGGACCUGUAGGCCAACCCAUGAACAGGAGCCAGGCACCAAGACUUCAAAACAUGAUGACAUCUCUACCACAAGGAGCACAAGGAUGGGCACAACGUGGGCUACAAGGGAUGUCUGUAAGAACUAGUGGAGACAUUGGGGCAUAUAACAAUGGAUCUAUAUAUCCGAUGCAGUCUGGCCAGCCAAGGAUGCCCAAACAACAUUUCCAACAAGGGCACACUCAGAGUGUUGUAGACAGUUCUGGAACUGUAAGGGCUCUAAAUCCAGCAUUAGGGAGGCAAAUGAUGCAAUCAUUACCUGGACAACAACUAAACAACCAGCCCAGGCAAAUCAUGUCUGGAAUGAACUCUGUGGUUCCCAGUAUGACAAGUUUUAACCCAUCACCAUCACAGCAAAUGCCAGGAGGUGGCUUUUCUCAAAACAACCAGGGACAAGUCUAUGACAGGAACCCCAGUCAGGAUAUUGGGUACAGUUACACAGAUGUUGGUGCUGGUUCCUUUCCAGGGAUUGCAGAUGGUGUGGACCUUGUGGACUCUAUUAUGAACAGAGCUCCAGGAGACGAGUGGAUGCAAGAACUUGAUGAAUUAUUUGGGAAUCCAUAAUAGGUGUACUUGGACAAUAUUUUAAAAUAUAGAUAUAUAUAUAUACACCGUGCUAAACAAAAAAGAUGGGUCCCCAUCUGUGUUUGCUCUGUAGAGCUGAGCCAAACAGUAGGCAGUCCCAGGUCACCUGGUAAUGAAUGGCAGCGCCAUGUUCUAUGGGAGAGAAGCUACAAAUAGAAAAUAAUUUGUAUCUGUAGUCAGUAGCCUAAGAUGGUAUAUGUACAAGUGGGAAGAAGAGAGGCAGACAUGAGUAGAAAAUGAGGCUCCCAGACAUCCAAAGGAGUAGGGUGAUUUUAAGGGAAAAGCUUAUAGGUAAUAGGAAUCCUUGUCAGCAUUAUGAUUAGAAGAGAAGGCAGGAACCAGCUGAUAUCUGUGUACUCAGAGCCUGUAAGGAAAGGAUGGAAGGCCUCCAACGAGGGAGACUUCUCAAAGUUAGUACAGCCAUUCUUGUCAGAGAACACUAAAGGAAAUUCCCUUCAUUCAAGGCAGAUAUUGUUAUUAUUAGCAGCACCAACAUAGCACCUCAACUGAUCAUUUCUUAAAAAAAAAAAUCAAGUUCAAAUGUACUCAUGUUUCCCUAAUAUUUGCAGGCACACAAAGGAGGCAAGUUCUUCCAGAUCAUGAUUUUGCUUAGACACAGCUGGAUUCUGUGCUACAAAUUAGGCAAUGGCACCCAUUUCCCUCAAAUACUGUCUAGAGAAGCCACUAAAAUGCUCAUCCCACAUCCUAACUUUCUUUUUGCAAUAUCCCUUUCAUUUCAACCUCCAGUAGAUAUUGUUUGUAGAUACAACUAUCAAGGGCGUCUGUAGAAAAAAAUACAAAAAGGGAAAAAAAAAACCACACGGGUAAUUUCCAUAGAAUGUACUUGUCCAAUGCUGUCGGUUACUGUAUCUUUUAUUAAAUGUAAUGUCUCUUUCUCUGCCCCAACCAAAUAUAGGCAGGAUUCAGUGCCAAAACCGCUGGCAUCAUAUUCUGGGUUUUAUAUGUGUGAUUUCUAACAAAAAGAAAGGAAAAAAAACAUAAUUUGUGACUGGGAUUGAAUUUACCUGUUUCCGAUUUUUUUUAUGUAAUUAGAAUUUGUGAUGCAUUAACAAAGCACUGUAUUCUGGACUUCAUAAUGUUUAAUAUAUUUAUUUCUUAGUUA
Messenger RNA from Xenopus laevis (African clawed frog), 5535 nucleotides. It is a transcript of the gene maml3.S, whose product is annotated as mastermind like transcriptional coactivator 3 S homeolog. Gene Ontology annotation, cellular component: nucleus; nucleoplasm; nuclear speck. Gene Ontology annotation, molecular function: transcription coactivator activity. The record is from RefSeq and is a predicted model, not a curated record. Bases 1119 to 4391 code for a protein of 1090 amino acids. The transcript is spliced from 5 exons. Gene Ontology annotation, biological process: positive regulation of transcription of Notch receptor target; positive regulation of transcription by RNA polymerase II; Notch signaling pathway. Lineage: Eukaryota; Metazoa; Chordata; Amphibia; Anura; Pipidae.